AUUGCCAUCGCUCCUAACGUUAUCUGCAAAGCUCUGGUGGCCUCAGAAGGUGCUAUCGUCAUCAACGUGCUGGUGUACUUUCUGCCAGCCUCCCUGAGCAUGCUGCUCUUGCUGGCCAUUGCUAUCCGAGAAAAGACAAGUUUAACCACACCCAGUGUACAGCUACGAUUGGAAAACGAUACAGAACAGUGCAGCGCCCUUCCUCUCUCGGUGCUCUCAUUAGUCACCGUAUUAACAUCGCUUUUGCCACUUCCCGCCUUUCUUAUCACUACAGCAAUGGCAGGAGGGGUGUGUUCUACAGCUCCUUGUCUUGCUUGGCUCCUCCCACUUGGUACAGUUUCUGACUGGCUGCUCUUUGCGAAGUCAGGACUCAUUCCCAUGGCCCUGUUCUUGGCACCAGACUUCCGGUUAGCCGCUGCAGGUGCAUUGCAUCACUUCCGGCGUUUGCCAACUUCCGACACACGUGAUCUGGUUACAAAUAUGGAUGACCCAGAAGACGAUACUCCCUUCUCCAUGUAA
This is a messenger RNA of Candidula unifasciata, 519 nucleotides long. Lineage: Eukaryota; Metazoa; Mollusca; Gastropoda; Stylommatophora; Geomitridae. The record is from the annotation of a GenBank genome assembly.